AUGCAGUUGAUACUUUUCUGCUGGUAUCAACAGGCCAUCAAGGUGGUGAUGCUGGCGCAAGAGGAAGCGAGGCGAUUGGGACACAACUUCGUCGGAACAGAGCAGAUCCUUUUGGGUUUGAUUGGCGAGUCUACAGGAAUUGCGGCCAAGGUGCUGAAGAGCAUGGGCGUGAACCUAAAAGACGCUCGCGUGGAGGUGGAGAAGAUUAUUGGGAGAGGAAGCGGCUUUGUUGCUGUGGAGAUCCCCUUCACACCUCGCGCCAAGCGCGUUUUGGAGCUGUCCUUGGAAGAGGCACGGCAAUUAGGGCACAACUACAUCGGAACGGAGCACAUCUUGCUGGGCCUGUUGAGGGAGGGAGAGGGCGUGGCUGCCAGAGUGCUGGAGACCCUGGGCGCUGACGCCUCCAAGAUCCGCACCCAGGUCAUCAGGAUGGUGGGCGAGAGCCAGGACACGGUGACGGUGGGCGGCGGCUCGGGCUCGUCCUCCAACAAGAUGCCCACUCUUGAGGAGUACGGCACCAACCUUACCACGCAGGCCACCGAGGGCAAGCUGGACCCGGUGGUGGGGCGGAAGAAGGAGAUUGAGCGCGUGACUCAGAUCCUCGGCCGCCGCACCAAGAACAACCCCUGCCUCAUCGGCGAGCCAGGCGUGGGCAAGACCGCCGUAGCAGAGGGCCUCGCGCAGAAGAUCGCCAAUGGCGACGUCCCUGAAACCAUCGAGGGCAAGCAGGUGAUCACGCUGGACAUGGGCCUCUUGGUGGCUGGCACCAAGUACAGGGGAGAGUUCGAGGAGCGCCUGAAGAAGCUCAUGGAGGAGAUCAAGCAGAACGAUGACAUCAUUCUGAUGAUCGACGAGGUCCACACCCUCAUCGGUGCUGGAGCGGCGGAGGGAGCUAUUGACGCUGCCAACAUCCUGAAGCCGGCGUUGGCGCGUGGUGAGCUGCAGUGCAUCGGCGCGACCACCCUUGACGAGUACCGCAAGCACAUCGAGAAGGACCCCGCCCUCGAGCGCCGUUUCCAGCCCCAAGCGAGACUGAUCAUGUGCUUUCUGUGCGCGCACGUGCCAGAGCCGACCGUGGAUGAGACGUACCAAAUCCUGCUGGGCCUGCGGGAGCGCUACGAGGCGCACCACAAGCUGCGCUACACCGACGAGGCCCUCGACGCCGCAGCCAAGUUCUCCUCCCAGUACAUCUCCGACCGCUUCCUGCCCGACAAGGCAAUCGACCUGAUCGACGAGGCGGGCUCGCGGGUGCGGCUGCGCCACGCGCAGCUGCCAGAGGAGGCGCGCGAUCUGGACAAAGAGCUGCGCGCUCUGCUCAAGGAGAAGGACGCCGCCGUCCGCGGCCAGGACUUUGAGAAGGCGGGGACCCUGAGGGAUCGGGAGAUGGAGCUCAAGGCGCAGAUCAGUGCUAUCACUGGAGCGGCCAAGGAGGGCGAGGCCGCCGAGGCCGAGUCCUCAGCCGAGGGCGGCGGCCCGUUGGUGACCGAGGCUGACAUUGCCAACAUUGUCGCGCAGUGGACCGGCAUCCCCGUCGAAAAGGUGUCCAGCGAUGAGAGUGAGCGGCUGAUCAAGAUGGAGGAGACCCUUCAUCAGCGCGUGAUUGGGCAGGAGGAGGCCGUUGUGGCCAUCAGCCGCGCCAUUCGCCGCGCGCGCGUCGGCCUCAAGAACCCCAACCGCCCCAUCGCAUCCUUCAUCUUCUCUGGCCCCACCGGUGUGGGCAAGUCUGAGCUGGCCAAGACGCUGGCGAGCUACUACUUUGGCAGCGAGGAGGCCAUGGUGCGGCUGGACAUGUCCGAGUUCAUGGAGCGCCACACCGUCUCCAAGCUCAUCGGCUCACCCCCAGGCUACGUGGGGUACAACGAGGGUGGGCAGCUGACAGAGGCUGUGAGGAGGCGGCCCUACACGGUCGUGCUCUUCGAUGAGAUUGAGAAGGCUCACCCGGACGUCUUCAACAUGAUGCUCCAGAUCCUGGAGGAUGGCCGUCUGACCGACUCCAAGGGCCGCACUGUGGACUUCAAGAACACGCUGAUCAUCAUGACAUCGAACGUGGGCAGCAGCGUGAUUGAGAAGGGUGGCGGCGGCUUGGGCUUCCAGCUGGACACGAGCGAGGAGGACUCCUCCUACAACCGCAUCAAGACCCUCGUCAACGAGGAGCUCAAGCAGUACUUCCGCCCAGAGUUCCUCAACAGGCUGGACGAGAUCAUUGUGUUCAGGCAGCUCAGCAAGAGCGAGGUGAAGGAGAUCGCUGACAUCAUGCUGACAGAGGUUUUCAAGCGCGCCGAGAUCAAGGGCAUCAAGAUCGAUGUCACCGAGCGCUUCAAGGACCGGUUGGUGGAGGAGGGGUACAACCCGGCGUACGGUGCGCGGCCGCUGCGGCGGGCGAUCAUGCGGUUGCUGGAGGACUCCAUGGCCGAGCGCAUGCUGAGCGGUGACAUCAAGGAGGGUGACUCCGUCAUCAUCGAUGUCGACGCCGACGGCCAGGUGAGCGUGCUCAACGGCGACAAGAAGAUGACAUCGACCAUCGACGCCACUCCGGCCGGCAUUUCAUAGGCCGCCUCGCCGGCUCGCAAUUGUGCCCUGCCCCACCCUUGGAGGCACAUUCCCCUGGGUGGAUUCACAGGGCGCGAUCGCGGGCACACUGUGGCCACAGGCCGUUGCGCAAGCAGCAGCGGCGAGCUUGCUGCAUGCGUGGGUUGGAGCGAGGCAGAGCAGGGAUUGCCGGUUAUGGGACCUGUCAAGCAGGCUCGGUAUUGAGUGCUGUUUAGGCCGGGGUGUGGCCCUCUUGGUGACUGGGUGACUGGUGUGGGCACCCCUUUGAACGUGUAUUCAUAGAGCCCAAGUCCACGCGUUGUAUUCUUAUUGUUUUGGAGGGUGUGUCUGGGUCAGACUCCUGUCUCCGCAACACAGAUGGGUACUGUGGGCGCCGAUGGUGCUCAGAAAGCAGCAACGGAUCCUCUCUAACUAGUAGUCGACAUUACUAGAUGGUUCUUUGGAUGUGUUGAAACGUUAAGUGGAGUAACCGGACCGCCGUAUUUGUUCCCCUCUAAUGAAUUUGAGGGGCGGUUGCGUUUGGGCAGUCUUUGUGAGCGCGCACUGCAGAGUAAGUAAGAGUAAGAGUAAUUAAAUUCC
Molecule: messenger RNA, 3129 nt
Organism: Coccomyxa subellipsoidea C-169
Lineage: Eukaryota; Viridiplantae; Chlorophyta; Trebouxiophyceae; Coccomyxaceae
Exons: 17
Coding region: 1-2550 (849 amino acids)
Biological process (GO): cellular response to heat
Cellular component (GO): cytoplasm
Molecular function (GO): protein binding; ATP hydrolysis activity; ATP binding
Source: RefSeq, a predicted model, not a curated record